Messenger RNA from Colletotrichum fioriniae, 1122 nucleotides. Its product is annotated as H(+)-transporting V1 sector ATPase subunit A. Gene Ontology annotation, biological process: L-leucine biosynthetic process. The record is from RefSeq and is a predicted model, not a curated record. Gene Ontology annotation, cellular component: cytosol. Gene Ontology annotation, molecular function: 3-isopropylmalate dehydrogenase activity. NCBI's taxonomy places the organism in Eukaryota, Fungi, Ascomycota, Sordariomycetes, Glomerellales, Glomerellaceae.
AUGGCGGAACACAACAUUGUUGUCUUUGCAGGCGACCACUGCGGCCCAGAGGUCAUUGCCGAGGCAAUCAAGGUCAUCAAGACAGUCGAGAAGCUGAGCCCGACUGCUGGCAAGUUCAAUCUGCAGGACCACCUGCUCGGAGGGUGCUCCAUCGACCAGACCGGCUCCCCUCUCACCGACGAGGCCCUCGCUGCCGCCAAAGCCGCAGACGCCGUGCUCCUCGGUGCCAUCGGUGGCCCUGAAUGGGGCACCGGCGCCGUCCGCCCGGAGCAGGGUCUCCUGAAGCUGCGCAGUGAGAUGUGCGCCUACGGAAACCUCCGUCCCUGCUUCUUCGCGUCUGACGCCCUCGUCGAGUCCUCCCCCCUGAAGGCGUCCGUCUGCCGCGGCACCGACAUGAUUAUCGUCCGGGAGUUGACCUCAGGCCUGUACUUCGGAGAGAGAAAAGAGUACGACGGAACCAAUGCGUUCGACACUACCGUUUAUACGAAACCCGAAAUCGAGCGUAUCGCGCGGUUGGGCGGCAUCCUUGCCAGGAAGAGGGGAGACUCGCGGGUUAUCUCGCUAGACAAAGCAAACGUGCUGGCGACAAGCAGACUCUGGCGUACUGUCGUUGACGAGGUCUACAAGAACGAGUUCCCUGAUCUCAAGGUUGAGCAUCAGCUUAUUGACAGCGCGGCCAUGAUCAUGGUCAAGAACCCGACGCAUCUGAACGGUGUCCUAUUGGCACCCAACUUGGCCGGUGAGCGAAGCCCCUCGUCCACCUCCAAGGCGGGUGAUAUUCUCAGCGACGAAGCGAGCGCCAUCACUGGAAGCAUAGGACUCCUCCCCAGCGCAAGUCUCUGCGGAGUGGGCACUGCAGUGCCUUCUAUUUGCGAACCUAUUCACGGGAGCGCGCCGGACAUUUCAGGCAAGGGGAUUGUGAACCCUAUUGGCACCAUCCUUUCCGUGGCCAUGAUGUUCCGGUACUCUCUGAACCUCGGCCACGAGGCCAAACUUGUCGAGGACGCGGUCCGCGUUGCCAUCGACGCCGGGCUGAGAACCAAGGAUAUGGGCGGCAACACAAGCACCGCCGAAGCAGGAGACCUCAUCGUUGCUGAGCUGUCCAAGAUUCUCAAGGCGUGA